Brassica oleracea var. oleracea is the source of this 1354-nucleotide messenger RNA. Its product is annotated as axial regulator YABBY 1. The transcript has 8 exons. Gene Ontology annotation, biological process: regulation of shoot apical meristem development; regulation of leaf development; cell fate commitment. Gene Ontology annotation, cellular component: nucleus. NCBI's taxonomy places the organism in Eukaryota, Viridiplantae, Streptophyta, Magnoliopsida, Brassicales, Brassicaceae. Bases 258 to 941 code for a protein of 227 amino acids. The record is from RefSeq and is a predicted model, not a curated record.
CAUAGUAAUAUCUUCUUUUUCCCUCACCGUUCUCUUACCUUGCUCACACCUUUUCUCUCCUUAUAUCUCCUUUGUGUUAUAUAAUACACAGCAACCCAACAAUCAAGAAGAUCAGAUAAUGGUAGGGGUUUUCAUUUUCACCUUACCAAGAAUCCUCUGAUCAGCCAAAAUACACAUCAAUCAAUCACAUCCCCAAACACUCCAAAAAAGAAGCAGAUCUGCUUCCAACUUCAAAUCCCUUUUUCUUCUUACAAAAAAUGUCUAUGUCGUCUAUGUCAUCUCCUUCCUCAGCUGUUUUUUCAGCAGAGCACCUCUCUCCCUCUGAACAUCUUUGCUAUGUCCAAUGCAACUUCUGCGAAACUAUUCUUGCGGUUAGCGUUCCUUACACAAGCUUGUUCAAAACCGUAACCGUCCGAUGUGGUUGCUGUGCCAAUCUUCUUUCGGUGAACAUGAGAUCGCUUGUCCUCCCAGCGUCUAACCAGAUCCAGCUCCAGCUUGGUCCUCAAUCUUACUUCACACCCCAAAAUAUUCUGGAGGAGCUGAGAGAAGCACCAUCAAACAUGAAUAUGAUGAUGAUAAAUCAACAUCCUAAUAUGAAUGACAUACCAUCUUUCAUGGAUCUUCAUCAAAAACAUGAGAUUCCUAAAGCACCACCCACUAACCGCCCUCCAGAGAAAAGACAGAGAGUCCCAUCCGCAUAUAACCGAUUCAUCAAGGAGGAGAUCCAACGUAUCAAAGCUGGUAAUCCUGAUAUAAGCCACAGAGAAGCCUUUAGUGCUGCUGCCAAGAAUUGGGCCCACUUCCCCCACAUACACUUCGGGCUCAUGCCAGACAAUCAACCCGUGAAGAAAACCAACAUGCCCCAACAGGCGGGUGAGGAGAACAUGGGGAUGAAAGAAGGGUUCUACGCUCCUGCGGCUAACGUUGGAGAGAGACAUUAAACAAUUACAUCAAACAAUCAUUUCAUUAACAAGUUCGAGCCUUACAAUCAAACCCCAUUCAAUACGAAAUAACAAAGGUUGGAGAUUUGCCUUUAUCCAGCAAAAAAACAACAGAAACUAACAGAACAAAGCACACCAAAGAGAGAAGAGCACAGCAAGGAGUCUUUGGUGGAGAGCCAAGAACAACGUUAACUAAGCCCAAUAGUCUGCGCAAACACAAAGCUUAAGUGUGUCAUUAGGACAAGUGGGUUUAACCGCCGAGUCCUUCUUCGGGGGUCUAGGAGUAGUUGGUGGACAUUUUGUGGAAGUUAGAAAGGUGAAGAAAAGAAGAUUAAGUGUGAGCAGAAGAGCUGUAACUGCGAGAGUCUUAGGAGCCAUAGAGUUUUUGAGGAAUGUUAUGGGAUACAUGUGAA